AUGGGUAAUAAACACAGUGCUUCAAGUUCUUCCAGAAAUGAUAACAAUGACCAUCUCCAACAACAACGAAUUAAAUCUAAAUAUUCAGUGAUUGAACCGGAUGAUUCUAUUAAAGUCAGGCAAAUGUUUUCCUACGAUAGACAGUCAUUUGAAUUGAAGCCUUUAGAGAUUUCCGGUCCUUUCUAUGAAGAUUCAUUGAAUAGAUUGAUGGUCAUUCCGAAUUUCUUUUCCGAUGAUGAAUGCAGAGAUUUGAUUAAAAAGUGUUCCAAUUUUCAAUCUCUUGAAGAUGAAUAUCCAAAGGAACACAGAAAUGCCAUGAGAGAACUGGUUACAGAUAACAAGUUGGCCGAUUUGAUAUUUAAUAGACUAAAGAACAAGAUUGAUCUAGAUCAGAUUGGAAAAUCAAUUGCCCCGUAUGGGUUGGACAGCAGAGGAAGAUGGGUAGCUUGUGGAGUUAAUGAAUGUAUGAGAUUUAGCAAGUAUGAAAAGGGAGAAUAUUUCAAAAUUCAUACCGACGGUCAGUUUAGAAGAAGUGAAAAUGAGAGAAGUAUUUACACAUUACUGAUCUAUUUGAAUCAGGAUUUCAAUGGUGGAGAAACCAAAUUCUUCUCUGAUCCAAACGACGAUACUUUCAACCUUCAUCAUACUUUGAAACCUUCAGUUGGUAAAUUGGCUCUAUUUAAUCAAGAUUUUUAUCAUGAAGGAUGUUCUGUAAUUAGUGGAAUCAAGUAUAUUUUAAGAACUGAAAUUAUGUAUCUCAGAGUGGAUAAUAAUUCAAUUCCAAGAGAUAACAAUUUUGAACAAUCAGAAACUUACCAACAAAUUGGGCAAGCUUUUAAGGAAAGUGAAACUCUUGAAAAGAGUGGGGAUGUUUAUGGAUCUUCAGAAAAGUAUUUUGCUGGGCAGAGGCUGCUUGUGAAGAGUGGUAAAACCUUUGAAUAUUUGUUAAAUAGGCAAUACUGUAUAUUGGAAGGUCCAGUUGAAAACGACAAGAAUGAUAAUCUGACAGUUCUACCAGAGGAGAUUAUUUUAAACAUAUUCACUUUUCUUUCAGAGAGUGAAAUAUGUUCUGUUGGUUUGCAAUUGAGUAGAUAUUUGAAUCAUCUUGCAAGAUCGCCCAUUUUAUGGAAAGCAGUGUACAAGAAAUAUUGGAAUGGAAAUACCUAUCUUAAAUUAUGUGAAAAAGAACCACUCACAGAUUGGUAUCAUGCUGCUAGAGUUAGAAAUUUCACUGAACGCAAUUUUAAACCUAUCUGUAUUGAUAUAACCAGUGAGGUUGCAACUUUUGGAUUUUUCAGUGAUGAAACUCCAAAAACGACUGAGCCCUAUGUGGGUAGAUAUACAGGAGGCCAGUAA
This is a messenger RNA of Naegleria gruberi, 1356 nucleotides long. Its product is annotated as P4Hc domain-containing protein. Lineage: Eukaryota; Heterolobosea; Eutetramitea; Acrasida; Naegleriidae. The record is from RefSeq and is a predicted model, not a curated record. Gene Ontology annotation, biological process: peptidyl-proline hydroxylation to 4-hydroxy-L-proline. The transcript has a single exon. Bases 1 to 1356 code for a protein of 451 amino acids. Gene Ontology annotation, cellular component: endoplasmic reticulum. Gene Ontology annotation, molecular function: L-ascorbic acid binding; iron ion binding; protein binding.